UCAAUGUUACAGAUGAAUAUGGCAAAUAUUAAAUGGAUCUUGAAGCUGCUGACCGUUAUUUUAAUAUUGAAUUGCGUGAUUUUGUUCUACUACAUCAGGGAGCGUAACAUCUCUGGAGAUGAGACCAGAAAUGAUGUUUCACAGUUGCGCUGCACAAAAGUUCGUCAGACAUUUUCUGUCUACACUCCAGCAAUUACUGAUAUGAUGAGCUUCUCUGAGAAAGUCUCUGAGUUAUUGAGCUGCCCGUACAAGUCCAAUAUCAUCCAGAAAGAGCUGAACAGAGCAUUGCUGCGUUCCUGUUGUAAUGCCACAGACUAUUUAUACCUGACAAAGCAAAACACAGCUGUGCAUCAAAAACUUCCCUAUGAGUCUGAUGUAUAUCCCAACUACACAAUGAAUGAAGCUCUUCACAACUUGCUACCUGAGGCUUUUCCCUGGAGUGAGCGUCGUCUGGGUCGGUGUGCUGUGGUGGGAAGUGGAGGGAUUCUGAAGAACAGCAAUUGUGGAAGAGAGAUUGACAGUGCUGACUAUGUCAUCAGGUUUAACAUGGCUCCCAUUAAUAACAGUGAUGUUGGGCUAAAGACUGAUCUAAUCACAGUCAAUCCCAGUCAGAUCUUGAGAGGCUACAGAAACGCACAAAAGAAACCAGGUCCAUUAAUGCAGCGUGUGAGUGUUUAUGGUAAUGCAUCUCUAAUCAUGCCUGCGUUUGCAAGCCCGUUAAACACUCGAACGUCAAUCAGCACUCUCAAAGCGCUCUGGCCGCCGAGUCCUCAGCUGCGGGUCGUCUUCUUCAGCUCCAGCUACCUCAAGGCACUGGACCAUUUCUGGAAAGACCAUGGCCUGAAAGGGAGACGCCUCUCCACAGGUUUUAUGUUAAUUAAUUCGGCACUUGAGCUGUGUGAUCAUGUGCAUGUUUACGGAUUCUGGCCGUUUGACAUCAAUCUGGAGAAGCAGACAGUUCCACAUCACUAUUUCGACAACAUUGGACCUAAAGUUGGUAUUCACUCCAUGCCAGAGGAAUUUCUCCGCUUGCUGCAGUUCCACAGUCAGGGGGCUCUGACAUUACACCUGCAGCCCUGCUCAUGAUUUGCUGUUUUCAGU
This is a messenger RNA of Onychostoma macrolepis, 1101 nucleotides long. Its product is annotated as alpha-2,8-sialyltransferase 8E-like. Bases 4 to 1086 code for a protein of 360 amino acids. Gene Ontology annotation, molecular function: alpha-N-acetylneuraminate alpha-2,8-sialyltransferase activity. NCBI's taxonomy places the organism in Eukaryota, Metazoa, Chordata, Actinopteri, Cypriniformes, Cyprinidae. Gene Ontology annotation, biological process: N-glycan processing; oligosaccharide metabolic process. The record is from RefSeq and is a predicted model, not a curated record. The transcript has 7 exons.